AGGUGGAUUCUCACAUAUGAGAGACCUAGACCAGUAAAGUGGUGUAGUAUGUAGUGUAGUAGGCAAAUUACUUAAUCAGGCGAACGCUUUACUCGUCUCGUUAAAUUGUAAUUACCUCUUUGUUACGCUUAAUUAAUAAAAAGAUAUAACUUAAGUCGUUUCAUUUCGUCAUAAUGAAGACUGUGUUGUGUAUUUUUCUUCUAAGAAUAUACGUUAUUGAAAGUAGGGUGUUUUGCCAAGAUAACCACGCAUCCCCAUGGCAACCUCUCGGAUUUUCAUGCCCUUUAAACUGCGGGAACAUUAUCACAGCUGUAAAAAGGUUGAAAAUAUAUGAUUACAAAACAAUGUUUAUGACUAAUUUACGAAAUUAUGAAAAUAGAACAACACGCGAGAGUGUGACAGAAAUACAUGCGGAAACAUUAACAAAUGACAUAUUUAGUCGCCCCGUAAGAAGAAAUUUCAAUUUUGUUCACGGCAAUUCCUACAAAAACAAUAAAAUAUUUAAAGAUAAAAAGUUUUUAACACGUUUAAAAGUUGCUAUGAAAAUGGCGCUCAGCGGAAAUGACGUAAAAUGUCCUCCAGAAGUAAAUAGCGACAAUUUGAAAAACAUAUCAAAUUGUCGAAGAAAGUAUGAUCAUGACGAUUUCAUAAAGAAAUUUACCAAUUUAUUGAAUAAAUAUACCCAUUCUGAAUAUCAGUUUACGGAGGAGAUGACUAGCAUGAUCCUAGAAAAGAUUCUGGGCACGAAUAUGGACCUUCGACAUGGAUUAUUUAAUGUGAAACGAAUUUUAACGUACCUAAGCAAAGCUAUACAAUACCAUAGAACACAUAUAAAGCCAGACGUAGUAAUUAGACUGAAGUCUAGACAUUGUUUAUCGAUAUCUGUAGCCGGAUGUUAUUGCAACAAUGGAUUCGUAGAAAACUCAGGACAAUGCGUACAACCUUCAGACUGUGUGCAAAAACAUGAUUCGGAUUAUUUGGCAAGAAUAAUAUUAAUGUAAAUGUCAUAAAAAAUAAAUCUGUUUACUGUC
Manduca sexta (tobacco hornworm) is the source of this 1031-nucleotide messenger RNA. RefSeq lists its product as uncharacterized. The record is from RefSeq and is a predicted model, not a curated record. NCBI's taxonomy places the organism in Eukaryota, Metazoa, Arthropoda, Insecta, Lepidoptera, Sphingidae. Bases 174 to 1001 code for a protein of 275 amino acids. The transcript is spliced from 5 exons.